Messenger RNA from Trichoderma harzianum CBS 226.95, 2193 nucleotides. RefSeq lists its product as hypothetical. Bases 1 to 2193 code for a protein of 730 amino acids. Gene Ontology annotation, molecular function: cysteine-type deubiquitinase activity; cysteine-type endopeptidase activity. Gene Ontology annotation, biological process: protein deubiquitination. The record is from RefSeq and is a predicted model, not a curated record. The transcript has a single exon. Gene Ontology annotation, cellular component: nucleus; cytosol. Lineage: Eukaryota; Fungi; Ascomycota; Sordariomycetes; Hypocreales; Hypocreaceae.
AUGAAUUCGCGACAGCGCGGGUUCGACACGUUUUACGACGACCAGGUCGCAGCCCGUCGACAGUUUUACGCGCGCGAGACUGCCGUGAAUCGCAUCAACGACUACGCCGUUCUCGUAACCGUCGCAACGCUCGUGGUAACUUUGCUGGCCAAGUUCUGCAGCCCUGACGGAUCGAUUGAGGGCAUCUUUGCGCUGGUUGGUGGUUUUCUAUGGGACGCGCUGGUGUUUUUAAUCCCCUCGCCGCUUCUUUUCGCAAUCGACAACUGGAUGGACUCGUCUGCGACACGACCGAUGCGCGAUACCACAAACCAAAGCACCUAUGCUGCUAAAAACAGGGCCAUGCGGAGGGUGAUGGGCUUGGAUCGCCAGGAUGGCGUCAUGAACUCGGUCCUUCGUGCUAGAACAAGAGCAUUGUCUAUGACGGGAAGUGUUCUGGGCCUGAAGAUCGAAUCGGACCGGCCGGCGGGAUUGGGAAAUCGAGAUAACUCAUGCUACCAGAACAGCGUUCUCCAGGGCCUGGCUUCAUUGCACUCGAUGCCCGACUAUCUCGCAGCGUGUCUCAAGGGUGUGGACGAGACUGGCCAUGCUGCUGAUGAAAACGUAGCACACACGCUACGGAUGCUCAUUGCAGAUCUGAACGAUGUUUCGAAUAACGGUAAAACACUUUGGACGCCUUCUUUACUUAAAUCUAUGAACACAUGGACGCAACAAGAUGCCCAAGAGUACUAUUCCAAGGUCCUGGACGAUAUCGAAAAGGGAGCAGCGCUGGUGGCCAAAAACCUGUCUUCUGAUAAGCUCUUGGGACUGGAGACUGGCGAAUAUAGCAAUGCGGACGAGUGUUCUACCAGUGAGCAUAGCGACGACAGCGGCUAUCAAAGUCAGUCGUCAAGCUCCAGAACAGACUCGAAAGGAAUUGCGCGGAAUCCGUUGGAAGGCCUUCUAGCCCAGAGGGUGGCAUGCGUGCAAUGCGGCCACUCGGAUGGGCUGUCCAUGAUUCCGUUCAACUGCCUGACUCUUAGCCUUGGACUCGACAAGAACCAUCAUGACCUGUAUGAGCGAUUAGACUCAUACAGCAAGGUUGAGGCAAUCGAGGGAGUUGAAUGCCCGAAAUGCACCCUGUUGAAAGCACAAAGACUCCUCACCACGCUCGUGGAGAGGUUGCAGGAGGGAGGUUCUACGAAAGAGCAACUGGGCGAGCCUCUGCGAAGACUAGAAGCUGUUCAAGCAGCCCUGGAGGAAGACGACUUUGACGAAGAGACGAUCAGGGAUCGCUGCAAAAUCCCGGCGCAAAGCAGAGUCAAUGUAACCAAGACGAAGCAAAUGGUGAUUGCGCGACCACCUCAAAGUCUGGUCAUCCACGUCAACCGAUCCGUCUUUGACCCGUCCACAUUUAACAUGAUUAAGAAUUCCGCACCCGUGAGCUUCCCGAUGACGCUGGAUCUGGGGCCAUGGUGCCUGGGAAGUGCCGAACCAGAGAAGCCCGAGAAAGAAAAGGCUGCAGAUGCAAAGAAUGAGAAAGACGACGAAGAGCAGUGGCACCUGGACCCCAUGUCCUCCAUGGUGGCGGGAGACUUGGGAGAGUCGAGAUUGACGGGGCCCAUCUACGAAUUGAGAGCAGCUGUAACACACUACGGACGACAUGAGAAUGGGCACUACAUUUGUUAUCGUAAAUACCCGCCUCUCAGGCCAGAAAGCGUUGAUGAUGCAGGCGCUGCAGACAACAAAGAAGCUGCUUCGCCCGAGGUGGUUGACGACAAGCCAGCAGACCCGAAUGCAGAAGAGACAACAGAGAAAAGCACCAGCAAGAUCGACAGAGAUGCAUCUUGGUGGAGACUCAGCGACCAUAACGUGUCACAAGUCAACGAAGAGAUAGUCAUGAGCUUGGCCCCCGGAGUGUUUAUGCUAUUCUACGAGUGCGUCGACCCCUCCAUGAUACUACAAUCCGAAGUGGAAAACGGGGCCGCGGCGUUUACAAACACCGAGUUACAAGAUGCCGCUGCGACAAAGCAAGACGAAAGCAAAGCGGUGAAUGGAGCCACCGUUAUCCCAGUAACGACGGUAUUACUCCCGAAAACUGUUAAAGAAGAGACAACGCCGCCUUCAGAGGCAACAACAGUAGACACUGUGAAGGCUGAAUCAAAGGCCGCCUCUGGAAACGCUUCGGAAGAAGGAGACAAGACGUCGUCAACAUAA